Entamoeba invadens IP1 is the source of this 1632-nucleotide messenger RNA. RefSeq lists its product as hypothetical. Lineage: Eukaryota; Evosea; Mastigamoebida; Endamoebidae. The record is from RefSeq and is a predicted model, not a curated record. The transcript has a single exon. The coding region runs from base 1 to 1632 and encodes 543 amino acids.
AUGGAAGAAUAUUCACUAAUGGAUUGCCUUCCCGCAGCAUGUCUGGACACAUUAAGAACAAUGUAUGGCAUAACACCGACUUUGGUUUCUCAAUUGAGAUAUUGUUCGAAAGACCAAUUUUCGAAUUAUGUGAAGUUGACGAAAGAGACAUUAGACAAGUUACUUGACUUCUUAACGCCAUACACCAAAGCCAAUUUAAUACUUCGCAAGUACUUUAAUGUACUCUCUUCGAACUUAUUUGCAACAUCAACCGACUUUGCACAACAUAUAGUUACCGUUCUUUCCACGAAAAUACCGUACAAUGUUGCGAUGAAAGGAAAACGACAGAACCUUUCGAUUGCAUCGCAACGCCCACAACAAAAUGCAAACGCACGGAACAUCACGUGGGACAAGACAUCCCUUCCCCCCCCUCAUUUUACACGACGUUUGCACCCACUCUAUCACGUAGUUGAUAUCAUUGCUGUGUCAAAACCAAAUGCCGUGGUCAACAUCUUCUGCCCAAACCCGUUUUUCAUUCGGUCGAUCGACAAAGAUGGUAAAGACACGACGAAGCCGCUUACUAUAGAUAACGUGACGUGUUUCUUCGAGAACGACGAGAGUGGAACGAUUCUACCAAUCAAAUUGAAGGAGGGCAACCGUGUUGUCGUGACGGAGGAUUCCGUCAUAGUCUUUUCAGCGAUUUUGGUGAGCACUGAGGAAAUGGUGGAGAGAAUGAUGAGAGAAGCAAGAGAGGAGAAGAGAGUCGUUCAAUCGAACGAACAAAUGACCGACGAGUUUGUCACAAGAGAAGUGAUCUCUUUGAAAUGUCUAGUUGGCUUGUGUAUGUUAAAGAACCCUGUUAGAAGCCGAUACUGUAAACAUGAGUAUUGCGUCGAGGCAAGUUCACUGGUGGAACGAAUGAAAUUGGGGUAUUGGAGUUGUUUUUGUAAGGCUAAAUGUGCGUGGAAAGACGUUGUUGUCGAUACGUUUAUUCAAGGCAUCGUCGAAAAAGCACCGGAAGACGCUACGUUCGCAGAGGUCGAAGGGAAGAAAGUUAUUAGAUAUUUAGAUGAAGACAAAAAAGAAAUCGGAGAUCGAAAAAUCACAAAAAUGAUUGAAGUCAUUGACGUGGAGGAAAUAGUCAGCUCGGAAAAUCAAGAAAAACAAAAUAGCAGUGACACCGAGGUAGAAAUUGUCGGAACGAAGGUCAAAAAAGAAAAUAUCGAAAUCGAAAAGAUAAACAGUUCGGAGACAAAUGAGAUUGACGAACAAUGGAACGAGAAGAGAGAGGAGAUCGAGAAAAAUGCAAAAUAUGAGGAGUGGUGGAAAGAAAGCGAAUUUGUGGACGUAAAUUUAGAGGAAAUUGAAUUGGAAAGUAAAACAAACGAUGAUAAGCCGAAGAUGGAUAUAUGCGAUGAGCAAGAAUAUUUGAACGUGUGGAAUGAUAAUAUCCCUAAUGAAGUGCAAGAAGAUAUAUGGAAAAGACGCGGACAAACCUGCGAAGACAUUUUUGUGAUUAAAAAGACUUGCCUUAAUAUGGUGGGAAAUAACUGUUUGGUCACACCAUUGUUUAAAAAUUCAGAUGAUAAGAAAGAGGAUGUCGAGGAAGACUUUUUUGAGGUGGUAGAUUAUGAUGAAAUGUAUGAUGAUUGA